Neolamprologus brichardi is the source of this 2405-nucleotide messenger RNA. The record is from RefSeq and is a predicted model, not a curated record. NCBI's taxonomy places the organism in Eukaryota, Metazoa, Chordata, Actinopteri, Cichliformes, Cichlidae.
AUGGGCGGGCUGGAGCUUCCCAGUUUAGACCAGCUGCUGGACGCCACCUCGGACUAUUAUGAUGUGAAUGUGAAGAGGCGGUCCUGGUCCUGGCAGCAGUACCUAACUGAGCAGAAGGCUGAAGCUGCUCCGCUCACAGUCUUUACCGAGUCUCAGACCUUUCCUAGUAGAAAAACUGGUUUUAAAGUUGGGAUGAAGUUGGAAGGCAUUGACCCAAUGCACCCCUCCAUGUUUUGUGUGGUGACCAUUGCAGAGGCGAUUGGCUGUCGGCUACGCCUUCAUAUCGAUGGGUACUCGGAGUGUUAUGACUUCUGGGUAAAUGCAGAUUCACCCAAUAUUAGACCGGCAGGCUGGUGUAAAGAGCACAACCACAAGCUUCAUCCACCUAAAGGUCACAGUGAGACAGAGUUUGACUGGCAGCAGUACCUUCAGUCCACAGACUCUCAGUCUGCACCAGCAGCCCUGUUCACAUGUUGCACUGGAGGAUGUGGGUUCAGGGUGGGGAUGAAAUUGGAGGCAGUCGACAGAAAGAAUCCUGGACUUGUCUGCGUCGCCUCUGUUGCUGAUGUCAUCGAUGACUGCUUCCUUGUUCACUUUGACAACUGGGAUGACACAUAUGAUUACUGGUGUGACAGUAGCAGUCCAUACAUCCAUCCGGUGGGCUGGUGUGAAGAACAGGGACGACCUCUUACUGCGCCACAGGGUCACCCCAACCCUGAAAACUUUGUUUGGGAGGAAUACCUUCAGGAGACCGGUUCUACUGCUGCUCCUAUUUCAGCCUUUACUCUGAGAGCGCCACAUGGUUUCCAGGUGAACCAUAAGCUUGAGGCAGUUGACAGGAGAAACCCUAUGCUAAUACGCGUUGCCACAGUAACAGACACAGAGGACUACAGGGUGAAGGUAAUGUGUGUCUGUGUGUGUAACAUAAAAGUUAUAACAAAGUCAGCCUUCCAUCACCUGAGGAACAUUUCUAGGAUUAAAGGACUGAUGACACAAGGAGACCUAGAAAAACUCAUCCAUGCAUUUAUCUCUAGCCGCCUUGAUUACUGUAACAGUAUCGUCACAGGUUUAAAAAAUCAAUUAGACAACUUUUGUGUUUCUCUUUUGUUAAAUGUUUGUCUGACUCUGUCACCUAGUGCCUUUGGCUGUCCAUAUUCUGACAUUAACAUGCGUAAGGAGAUGGUGCUUCCUGAUAGGCUGGGCGGAGAACGAGUCAUAACCCUCAUACCUGUCACCGUGCGCCAGCAUGACAACCAGUCAGACAGCACGAGCUUUCAGAAGGCAGAACCCAGAGACGAGGAGCUGCUGGUUCCUCUUGGCAAGAGAAGAAGGCUGACAGACAGAACCACCCGAAUGCCCCAGCCAACCACAUUCCUUCGUGUGAAACAGGAAGAGGAGGAGCCUCGUCUCAGAGUCCUCAGCCCAGAAUCCAGUCUGCAGGCCGCCCUCCACCAGUCUGUCUUCCUCUCAGCCAUGUCAGCACAGCCCAGCCGCGACCUGUCACUAUGCUGGGAGCAACACCGCAAAUUGUUGCCAGGUGUCGCAGGAGUCCACGCUGAGACUGUCCAACACUGGAGCGUCCAACAGGUGUCAGAUUUCAUAGAGUCUCUCCCCGGCUGUGAGGAACAGGCCAAACAGUUCAGAGACGAGCAAAUUGAUGGACGGGCCUUCCUCCUGCUCACCCAGCGGGACAUCAUCCGGAUUAUGUCAAUCAAACUCGGUCCUGCCCUCAAGAUCUACAAUUCCAUCCUGAUGUUCAAACACGCUGAGGACAGAAGCCGAUCACAUGCUAAGGAUAGGAGCCAAUCACAUGUUGAGCAUACCAAUACUUGACAUUUGCAGCUCGUAACUGACCAAAUCCAAACCUGAUAGACCCCAUUACCAUGGCAUCUACCCCUUAUUCUCUGAUCCGGACGAGCCAUGUUUUCCAUCCUGUUGUCACCUGAAUUUGUUUGACGUUACAGUGACCUUUCUGUUGGCAGGUCCUGUGACGUCAUUUCGACAUUCAGUUACUGUCAUCAUUAUCACUUCAUGUGAAAACAACCAACCGUCACUUAGGGAAACUGCCCUUUGGAUGGGGCACAGCUUUAUUCAGGUGAACUAAAAACUGGAGGCAAAGCUUUAAGUGGGACUUACAACUUGUAUGAUCAGCAGUGGCAGGUCUGCCAGGAAACAUGGCUGUGCUCAGUUGAUUGUCUGAGAUGUUCAGAAAAAAAAAUCUGCAUCAAAACAUCUUGAGAUAGAUUUUUUGUUAUUUUAUCUGUAAAUCAGUCCUGGGAAGUAGUUUCACCGUUAUCUGAUCCAAGUUGCUUUAUUUGAUCAUAUUUACUUGUAAUGUUAAGAUAUCAGGGAAAAAAAUCAAAACACACAUGUCAAAUUAAAAAAGGCGCCUUCAGAACAUUAAA